Molecule: messenger RNA, 1161 nt
Organism: Thamnophis sirtalis
Lineage: Eukaryota; Metazoa; Chordata; Lepidosauria; Squamata; Natricidae
Gene: HOGA1
Product: 4-hydroxy-2-oxoglutarate aldolase 1
Biological process (GO): glyoxylate catabolic process
Cellular component (GO): mitochondrion
Molecular function (GO): (R,S)-4-hydroxy-2-oxoglutarate aldolase activity; 4-hydroxy-tetrahydrodipicolinate synthase activity
Source: RefSeq, a predicted model, not a curated record
ACCCGGGGCGGCACAGCAUUCGUAUCGGUCAACAGCGGGAUGGCCAGGGCGACCCUAACCCCGCGCUUUCUGUACCCCUUCUGGCCGCGGACCCCUUGCGCGGGCAAGGUGGCUGCAGGAGGUGUGCUCCGAAGGUUCUUGGCUGCAGCGGCACCUGCCCGCCGCCUAGACCUGCGGGGUAUCUAUCCGCCCCUCGUCACCCCUUUCACGUCUCAAGGCCGUGUAGAUUACGCCCGGUUGCAGGAGAAUCUGCGCCUCUACGCCGAAAUCCCCUUCCGAGGUUUUGUAGUACAUGGUUCCAAUGGGGAAGCUCCCUACUUGACACAGGAGGAAUGCCUGGAAGUAGUGAUGCGGGUGCACCAAGCUGUGCCUAAGGAAAAGCUUCUUCUGGUUGGGUCAGGAUGUGAAUCAACUCACUGCACCAUUGAGAAAACAAAACAAAUGGCUGACAAGGGUGCUGAUGCUGCUCUUGUGGUGACUCCUUGCUACUUCCGUGGAAGUAUGACCAGUGCUGCCUUGAUCCACCAUUACACCCAGGUGGCUGAUGCAUCUCCAAUUCCUGUGAUACUGUACAGUGUUCCAGCCAACACAGGUUUGGAACUGCCCAAUGAGGCAGUGGUCAGCCUCGCGCAACAUCCUAACAUAGUGGGGAUCAAGGACAGUGAUGGCAACAUUACACGCCUGGGGCUGCUUGUUCACAAAACACAGAAUGAAGACUUCCAGGUACUGGCAGGAUCAGCUGGUUUUUUGCUAGCCAGCUAUAUUGUAGGUGCUACAGGAGGAGUCUGUGCCCUUGCCAAUGUAUUAGGUAGUCCUGUCUGUCAGCUUGAUGAUCUUUGCCGGGGUGGAAACUGGGAUGAAGCCCGUGAACUGCAGCACCGAUUGAUUGAGCCAAACAUUGCAGUCACCCGGAAAUUCGGGGUCCCGGGUCUCAAGCAGGCGAUGGAGUGGUUUGGCUACAAAGGAGGCUUUUGCCGUGCCCCUUUGCUCCCAUUAACUGAGAUACAAUUAAUGGAAUUACGCCAUGAUUUCACCUCCAAUGGCUGGCUCUGAAGGACAAAGGAGUUCUAGCAAUGCCUGGAAUCUUGCUGCAGCCAAUUACUGUAAUUGGGAAAGGCUCACAUGUCUUGCAAUUUACUUAAAUGCAUGCAGCUCACUCAA